GAGGAGUUUCCUCUGAUGGGACAAGAGGGGAGGACGCUGAGAGAAGACGGAAGAGUUUACGCAAUCACCUCAAACUUGUGUAGCUACAAUAGUCACAGUAAUUACUGGGCAGCUGUAACUGCGCUUCAUGCUGCGAGAAGAAUGGCGCGUGUGACGGAUAGUCUGUGACAGUCGCCCUACAGGAAGCCAUGGGGACGACGGUGAGAGACGUGCUGGUGAAUGCGCUGGAGAAUUUGGGCAAGAAGGGAUUGAAAAAGUUCACAUGUAAGUUACAGGACUUUGAGGUUGACGAGCGAUAUAAGAAGAUCACAAAAAACAAACUAGAGGACAAAGACUGCGAUGAGAUUGCCAAUGUCAUCAGGGAAUACUACAAGGAUGUCUAUGGGGUGGAGGUGACCCUGGCUGUCCUGGACGUUAUCAAUGAGAAGAAUGUGGCCAAGGAGCUGGAAAGAGACUUGACGAAAGUUGAUGGAUUUGAAAGGCUGACGCAGUCAGAAGGAUCAGGUGACACAGCGACACCUAUAGCGAGACCGGUUACCACAAGUCUAUGUGACAAUGGAGAGAUAAAGUAUUCUCUGACACUGGAGAGAUAUUAUCCCCGGUAUAUACAGAUAGAAUGGACAUGUGGAGUCGGCGACGUACAAGAAACUCUUUCAUGUAGAAAUCACUACACAGAACAAGCAGAUAAAACAUUUACCGUCUGCAGCGAGGUCAGAAUUACAGAGAAUCUCCUGAGAAAUCCAGACUGGAGAGUGUGUGUAACCUGGGACCAUCAGCAUACAUAUAGCAAUGGCAGACAGGAGCUGACUGUGCGACACCCAGAUUUCCUGUGGACUCCAGUUGUAGAGGAGAUACAGACACCCCGUUUAUUUCACAACACCCCAGUCGCCCUGGAGUGCACAGUCUCAGGGUAUUUCCCGGACGCCCUCGCUGUGACGUGGCUGAGGCGGAGAGAACGCAAACUGGAAAUAUGCGAAGAGUCGGACGAUGUUUCAGUCCCAAAGAUCAAAUCAUAUAAAAGCCCAGAUAACACGUAUCGCUGCAUAGCAAAGCUGAUGCUCACCCCUACACUGAGAGACCACCAGGGGGCAGAAUACAUAUGCCAAGUCCAACAUCCCUCUCUGGAAAAUGCAAUUAAGAAAAGCAGCGGGAGGCUCAGCAUGAUGGCGAAACCUCAGCCGGAGCCCAUGAAGAUGACCCUCGAGGAUGAGGGUUUUGUAGUCCGGUUCUCUUUGCAACUCAAGAUGUUUUAUCCUAAAGAGCUCAACAUCAGGUGGCACUGGGACGAGACGCAACCCAGGAGAGGAGUGCGGCAGGGCACGCGACACACGGAAACAUUCACCGAGCGCGAGGAUGACUGCUUGUUUGACGUUACCAGCGAAUGUGGCAUUCUGGGGUGUGGCUUUGUCGAUCCUCAAUAUAAGUUCUAUGUGACUUGGUACCAUGCGUCUAUGGAAGGGCCUGAGACCAGAGAAUUGACUGUAAGAGAUCUGCCCUGGCACCCAGAAGUAGACAAAAUUAUUUCCCUAGAAAUGCUCGAUAAUGAAGAGACCAAACUGUAUUGUAACAUCAGCGGUUACUACCCACAUGUCAUAGCCGUGUCCUGGCUGAAGAAAGGAAAAGGAGAUGUUUCUGCAGUACCAGUCUCCAAUGGCUGCAUGUCAGAGGUCAUACACCAUAAGGAGAAACGCAGAGACCAUAGCUAUAGGUGCUCAUCCACUUUGUGUUUUACCCCAACAGUGAGGGAAGACCAAGGAGCGGAAUACAUCUGCAGAGUGGAGCAUCCCAGUCUGGAGCACCCACUGGAGAGUAGCACCGGGCCGCUAAAUAUACGAGUGUUCUGCCCCCCACAUGUCUCCGAAAUAAUUACCCCAAGGCUGGAGGAUAACAAACAAGUGACUUUGACCUGUUAUAUUUCCAAAUAUUUCCCCGAUCUUCUCUUUUCUGUGCAAUGGUUCAGAAAGGAAGCUGGAAGCCGGAGGGACCUGCCUAAUGAUAGAUACAAGAUCUCACAUUGCAGAUCAUACAACUGGGACGACCAGACCUAUGCACAUGAGGUUAAUGUGACUUUUACCCCAGUCCUGAGCUCUGACCAAGGAGUAGAAUUAAUCUGCGUAGUGGAACAUGAUCUUCUGGAACAGCCGAUAGAGAGAAGCACCGGGCCGCUAGAUGUUUCUGUAAUCAGUACAGGGACGUAGGGAAGAAAACAGAAGACGGGCUUUGUGCUUUUUUGCGUUGAUUAAAAUGAAUACACUUCAAUUCCUAUAAAAUUCAUUGACCAAAAACCCCAAAAGUCAACAUCGUUUAAUGGUGGUCAUUCCGAGUUGUUCGCUAGCUGCUUUCGUUCGCUGCGCAGCGAUCAGGGAAAAAAAAGGCACCUCUGCGCAUGCGUAGGCACUGAAAAACGCAGGCGUGCCAGGAAAAACACAGGCGUGGCUGGGUGAACGCAGGGCGUGUUCAUGACGACAAAACAGGAACUGAACAGUCUGAAGUGAUUGCAAGCGUUGAGUAGGUCUGAAGCUACUCUGAAACUGCACAAACUUAUUUUGUAGCCGCUCUGCGAUCCUUAUGUUCGCACUUCUGUUAAGCUAAGAUGCACUCCCAGUGGGAGGCGGCAUAGCGUGUGCAUGGCUGCUAAAAACUGCUAGCGAGCGAUCAACUCGGAAUGAGGGCCAAUGUUUUUAGCCAUAUUCUCCAAUAUAUAAUGAGAUCAUUUGCACAUUUUUAGGUUGGGUAUGGGAUGUCGGCGCUUUGUAUGCCGACAUGCAGAAUUCCAACACAUUUAAGCCUCCCCCCACGCAGCCUAAUCCUAACUGUCCUCCUUUAAUGCCUAACCCUCCCUUCUUAGUGCCUAAACCCCCCCUCAGACUAAACCCUAACCCCCCCCCCCCCCGCAGCGUAACCUGUUACCACACCUGUAGUGCGUAAACCUAAGCCCCCCAUCCCCCUGCAGCCUAACCCUCCAUGGCAUCCUUACAUUUAGGAUGCCGACAGUCAGGAUUCUGUCGACGGUAUUGUGAGUGGUGUUGGGUUCUAGCACCGGGAUUUCAACUACCUGCUUCCCAAGUGCCGACUGCACCCCAUUUUAUCACCUUUUCUGUUGCCUUCAAUCAUGCAUGUAUGAAUACUAACACGUGUGCACUGUAGAAUGUAACCGACGUGUGUAAAGGGAGUUUGAAAAAAAACGGCUCUGUUACAUAAUAUCUGCCUCCUUCAUUAAAACUUAAAAACCUCAUUUGAAAAGAAACCUGAUUCUAUUACUGUGUGUUUUUACUUUGCUGAAACAAUGUUGCAGUUCUCUGGAAAACAUUUACCAAUAGGUGAUACAUAAAACAAUCAUUUAGGGUU
This is a messenger RNA of Pseudophryne corroboree (corroboree frog), 3348 nucleotides long. RefSeq lists its product as uncharacterized. Lineage: Eukaryota; Metazoa; Chordata; Amphibia; Anura; Myobatrachidae. The transcript is spliced from 8 exons. The record is from RefSeq and is a predicted model, not a curated record. The coding region runs from base 189 to 2198 and encodes 669 amino acids.